Echinostoma caproni is the source of this 240-nucleotide messenger RNA. Lineage: Eukaryota; Metazoa; Platyhelminthes; Trematoda; Plagiorchiida; Echinostomatidae. The record is from the annotation of a GenBank genome assembly.
AUGGAUCCAUUCAGUCACGAUUCUUCAGAAUACGAGUCUCAGCCUGAUGCUGCUGGUGCACCUGCCCCUGAUUUGGUUGGUAUGGGCCUGACGAAGGCUUGGGAUCUACGCCCACAAUGGACAAUUUGUCUCCGGCAAGGUUUGUUUGGUGCGGCUGUUUCUACGGCCUUGACUACAUGCGUCCGCAUUCCGGACCAGGUUGAGGAACACACCCCCGGCCUCACCUACAUGGUGUUUUAA